Leucoraja erinaceus (little skate) is the source of this 819-nucleotide messenger RNA. RefSeq names its product fatty acid binding protein 7, brain, b (gene fabp7b). NCBI's taxonomy places the organism in Eukaryota, Metazoa, Chordata, Chondrichthyes, Rajiformes, Rajidae. The coding region runs from base 107 to 505 and encodes 132 amino acids. Gene Ontology annotation, cellular component: cytosol; nucleus. Gene Ontology annotation, molecular function: fatty acid binding. The transcript is spliced from 4 exons. The record is from RefSeq and is a predicted model, not a curated record. Gene Ontology annotation, biological process: fatty acid transport.
CACUGGCUUUUUUUUGCAUCCUACGGGACCGCCAGUUAUAAUUUUAAGGUUAGUUCUCCACCCGAAGUCGCUUCUUCCACUUUCUCCAAUCUUCGGUACCGGCAACAUGGUCGAUGCUUUCGUUGGAACCUGGAAGCUCAUUGAAAGCGAGAAUUUCGAUGCAUAUAUGAAAGCUUUGGGUGUGAGUUUCGCUACUAGACAAGUCGGGAAUGUGACCAAACCGACUAUUGUCAUCAGCAAAGAGGACGAUACUGUGGCGUUGAAGACGCUGAGCACCUUUAAAAACACCGAAAUUACCUUCAAACUAGGAGAAGAGUUCGACGAAACUACAGCGGAUGACCGGGUCUGCAAAACAACGAUAACUUUGGAAGGUGAUAAACUUGUUCACGUCCAGAAAUGGGAUGGAAAGGAAACUAGUUUUACCAGGGAACUCAAGGAUGGCAAAAUGGUCAUGAAUCUAACAUUUGACGAUAUUGUUGCUGUUCGUACCUACGAAAAGGCAUAACGUUCCACGCGAAGGGCUGUCAGAGCAAUCGGGCAAUACUCAUGACAGUAUUUAAAAUCUGGAGCGGUUCUUCCUCUGACUGUACUGCGACUUGCCUGGAUUUCCAGUGAAGAGCCAAUCUGAGAACCUCUUUUGUAACAAGAUACGAAAUACUGUUUUUAUGUUGUAAAAAAAAAUUAACAGUCUAGCAUUUUUAAUACCUGUACAUCACUUAUCCACGUUUUUAUUUUUUAUAAAAUGGAAUUUGGUCAUAGAAGGCAUGUUUUAGUCGGAAUGAAGAAGUUGAAGCGGUCAAUAAACAUGUUGCUCUUGAA